GCCCGGUUGCCGGGGAGACGCGUCCAUAGCGCGGAAAUCCCCGCGGGCGCGGAGCCCUCCCGGCGCCGCCAUGAGCCAGCGGCAGGUCCUGCAAGUGUUCGAGCAGUACCAGCGCGCCCGGUCGCAGUUCGCGCAGGCGGUGGCCGACCUCGCCGCCCGGCCGCAGAGCAUCGACACUCUCCGAAGUGCAGAUGUGGUGUGUUUGCUGAGACCUCUUUUGCUGGAUGUCGUCCCGAGUAUUCGACAGAUCGCUGCCUUGGCUCUUGGGAGACUCGCUGAUUACGAUGUGGAGCUGGCAGAGGCAGUCGUCAAGGCAGGAAUUGUUCCACAGCUCAUAGGUUCACUGCCUGAGGAGAAUCGUUACUACAAGAAAGCAGCUGCAUUUGUGCUAAGAGCAAUUGCUAAACAUUCUCCACAGCUAGCUAAUGCAAUAGUUCAGUAUGGAGCACUGUAUAUGCUGGUGAUUUGCUUGGAAGAUUUUGACCCUGGAGUCAAAGAAGGUGCAUCUUGGGCACUUGGAUACAUUGCCCGACACAAUCCAGAACUGUCACAAGCUGUGGUGGAUGCAGGCGCUGUUCCUCUUUUAGUGCUCUGUAUCCAGGAGCCAGAAAUUGCUUUGAAAAGGAUUGCUGCUUCAACUCUCAGUGAUAUUUCAAAGCAUUCUCCAGAGUUAGCACAGACAGUAGUGGAUGCAGGAGCUAUCGCUUACUUAGCUCAGAUGAUCCCGAACCCUGAUGCUAAACUGAAGCGUCAGGUGCUGUCAGCUCUAAGCCAAAUAGCAAAGCAUUCAGUGAUUCUUGCACAGUUGGUGGCUGAAGCAGAAAUUUUCCCAGUUGUGCUCACAUGCCUGAAGAACUCAGAUGACUAUGUCAAGAAAAAUGGUGCAACUUUAAUUAGAGAGAUAGCAAAGCAUACGCCUGAGCUUUCACAGUAUGUAGUAAAUUCAGGUGGAGUUGCUGCUGUGAUUGAUUGUAUUGGCAGCUGCAGAGGGACUGUCAGACUGCCUGGCAUCAUGACACUUGGUUAUGUGGCGGCUCAUUCGGAGAACCUGUCAAUGGUAGUGAUUGUCUCCAAGGGAAUACCUCCACUGUGCCUCUGCUUGGUAGAAGAACAUGAAGAUCAUAUUAAGGCAGCAGCUGCUUGGGCCUUGGGACAGAUUGGAAGACACACUACUGAGCAUGCACGUCAUGUUGCAGUAGCAAACGUGCUGCCCACACUGCUCGAUAUCUUUAUGGACCCACGCAGCUCAGAAGAUCUAAAAACAAAAACUAAGAACGCCUUAGAGAACAUUCUUCAGAAAUGCACGUAUCUUCCAGCACUUGAACCCCUGCUUCAUGAGGCCCCUCUCAGUAUUAUGCCUCAUAUUAUUGGGCAGUUUAGUAAGGUGUUACCACGUGACAGUAAAGCACGUCGUCUCUUUGUAACAACUGGUGGACUUAAAAAGGUUCAGGAAAUAAAAGCAGAAUCUGGGUCACUUCUUCAGGAAUAUAUCAACACUAUUAACAAUUGCUAUCCAGAGGAAAUAGUAAGGUAUUAUUCCCCUGGAUAUUCUGAGACGCUCCUGGAAAGGGUGGAAAAUUACCAACCAGUUUUAUAAACUUCAGUGUUUUAUUAGAGCUGCAUUUCAUGUUUAUGUCUUUAUGACUGUAAUACAAAUACAGCUGUUGAAAGCCUUGCUUGAUUCUCAAAUCUCUUUCUACUAUUUGAACUACUGAAAAAGCUCAGCAAUUCUAGCACGCUACAUUUUGUUCUUUAUAAACUUGUUUGUUGCUAAGUUUUGUUCCUUUUUGGUUUACUUUAAGAUAUUGCCACAUAUAUGAAUGGAAUUUCAUGCAGGGGUGAUGAUUUAUCACAGAAGCUUUUUUAGAAUCAAUAAUUUCCUUUUCCUUCUGCAAGAAAAGUUUGUUAUCUCAUUCAAAUUUUAGCCCUCUCAGUACAAUUACCCUUUUCUCCUUUUGCCUUUGUAUAUUGUUUAAAGCUUCCCAGGCUUGAUAAGGGGAAAAAAAGCUGGCCCCUGUGCUUUUUCUAAUUAUGGAAUUCUUUAUGCACUGAGAUUCCUCCUACUGCUACCCUUGAGGAAGUAAAGUUUUGUGAUUUUACAUCUCCAAACAUGUUAGUAGCAGCUAAACAAAGAAAUAAUCAGAGAUGAAGAUGAUACAAGGGCUGAAUUCUUCAUUAUAUGGUAGUGUGGUGAUCCUGGCCUGGUAGAUAAUACUACAAAAAUCUUUUGCAGAAGUCCUCCUAAUUAAGGCAGGAUUUGCUGUGGAGGAAAGGAGCAAUACACUGUUUGGUCUGUGCAUGGUUGUUCCUCUUGAGAAGGACAGAGCAGAACUUCCAUGGACACGAAGGGAAGGACCCUGGGAUGUUUGGUUUGCAGGGGUCAGCAGCACAUUGGUGUGGCUCAGAAGAGAGGAGGUUUGCUUGGCUGCAGGAACACUGAUAGCAAAGUUCUGAGCACAUUCAGAGGGAAUCUGAGGACACUUAGGUCGCACUGAUUGGACUGAUGGGACUGAGGUGGCUUAGGAUUUAUCCUUCAAGAGCUGAAAUAGCUGAAGAGUUGGGUUAAAACACAUUUGGAACUUAAGUCUUGAAGCUGCAAGAUCACAUCGACAUAGAGGUGUGAGCUCUUUCCCACCUGAAGAACAUCCUGAAACUAUUUUUACCUUCUUUUGGAGAGUGAAAAGACUUCUACAUUCUGCUUACUCCUCUGGUGUACCACACAGCAAACAACCCUAUAAUCUUCCCUAAUAUGUAAUUAUCAUUUACCAUUUUUUGUUCUAACCAUUUUUCUUUUUCUCAUUUGCAGAUUUGCAGCAGUUUGGGGGAGUGUUUGUUGUUUUAUUUUGUUGGGGUUUUUUUUGUUUGUUUUGGCUUUUGUUUUAUU
Molecule: messenger RNA, 2884 nt
Organism: Serinus canaria (Common canary)
Lineage: Eukaryota; Metazoa; Chordata; Aves; Passeriformes; Fringillidae
Gene: SPAG6
Product: sperm associated antigen 6
Exons: 11
Coding region: 71-1597 (508 amino acids)
Biological process (GO): sperm axoneme assembly; filopodium assembly; epithelial cilium movement involved in extracellular fluid movement
Cellular component (GO): acrosomal vesicle; axoneme; microtubule cytoskeleton
Molecular function (GO): microtubule binding
Source: RefSeq, a predicted model, not a curated record